AUGGGCACCAGGACAGUGGUCAUGCCCUCUCCUGUGUGGGGUCUGCUCGGCUUCUAUUUCCUCUGUGGCUGGGCUCUAGGAGGCCCAAGGGUGCCCCACUCUCUGCCUCCACUGUCUUCCCAAGCCAAGCCAAGAUUGGUGCCCAUGUGGGAGCCCCCACAGGGGGCUGAGGCAGCCCUAGCUUUUCUCUACUCUGGAGAUGCCCAACAGCUGUUGGGGGCAAAUUGUAGUGAGCGCUUUGAAGCCCAGGGGGCAGAGGCAAAGCCAAGACUUCCCCCAGUUCUGCAGAGAGCAGCGGACACCCUGGCUCAAGCUGCCAAUUUCCUCAACAUGCUGUUGCAAGCCAACGACAUCCGUGAGUCCAGUGUAGAGGAGGAUGUGGAGUGGUACCAGGCCCUGGUCCGCAGUGUGGCUGAGGGGGACCCAAGGACCUACAGAGCAUUGCUGACCUUUAACCCUCCGCCAGGAGCCAGCCACCUACAGCUGGCCCUGCAGGCCACCCGGAUGGGAGAGGAGACCAUCCUUCAAGACUUGUCUGGGAACAGGGUGCAAGAAGCGAACCCAGCUGUGGACAUGGAGAGCUCUAAUCUACAGAAGCGGGUGCUAACCAAUGACCUAAGGAGCCUCAACAGCCCCAAGUGGCCACAAGGAGAUGGAUACGUGGGUGACAUACAGCAGGUGAGGCUGUCUCCUCCCUUCCUGGAAUGCCAGGAAGGCCGGCUCCGUCCUGGCUGGCUGGUCACACUCGCUGCUACUUUCUAUGGACUCAAGCCAGACCUUAGCCCAGAGGUCAGAGGACAGGUGCAGAUGGACAUAGAUCUCCAGAGUGUGGACAUCAAUCAGUGUGCAAGCAUCCCGGGCUGGUACUCCAACACACACCUGUGUGAUCUCAACAGCACCCAGUGCGUCCCCCUGGAGAGUCAGGGUUUUGUCCUCGGCCGCUACCUCUGCCACUGCCGACCUGGAUUCUACGGGGCAAGCGGUUCUGGGGGGUUAGAGAGUGUCACGCAGACUACCCGGCAACUUGGGUCCCCACACGGCAACUCGGGAAAGCUGUUGCGAUGCCAGCCAUGUCCUGAGGGCUGCACCAGCUGCAUGGAUGCAACACCAUGCCUUGUGGAGGAAGCCUGGACACUGCGGGCGGCAGUGCUGGCCUGCCAGGCUUGCUGCAUGCUGGCCGUCUUCCUGAGCAUGCUGGUUUCUUACCGCUGCCGUGGGAGCAAGAGCAUCCGAGCAUCUGGAGUUGUCCUGCUGGAAACCAUUCUUUUUGGAUCCUUGCUUCUCUACUUUCCUGUCUUCAUUCUGUACUUCAAGCCCAGUGUAUUUCGCUGCAUUGCUCUUCGCUGGGUCCGGCUUCUGGGUUUUGUCAUUGUCUAUGGGACUGUCAUCUUAAAGCUUUAUAGAGUACUGCAGCUGUUUCUGUCUCGAACUGCCCAGAGGGGGCCACACCUGAGCAGUGGGCGGCUGCUGUGGCGCCUGGGGCUGCUCCUGCUGCUUGUGCUGGGCUUCCUGUGUGUGUGGACCUCGGGUGUCUUGGAGCGAGGCACCCAGCACACACCUCUGGUGACUCGAGGCCACACUCCCACUGGCCGACACUUCUACCUCUGCCAUCAUGACCGCUGGGAUUACAUUAUGGUUGUGGCUGAGAUGCUGCUGCUAUGCUGGGGCAGCUUCCUGUGCUACGCCACCCGCGCUGUCCCUUCAGCCUUCCAUGAGCCACGCUACAUGGGCAUCGCACUGCACAACGAGCUGCUGCUCUCUGCUGCUUUCCACACGGCCAGGUUUGUGCUGGUUCCUUCCCUGCACCCAGACUGGAUGCUCCUCCUCUUCUUCUUCCACACCCACAGCACAGUCACUGUCACCCUGGCUCUGAUCUUCAUCCCUAAGUUCCAGAAGCCAGGGGCGCCUCCCCGGGAAGAGAUCUUGGAUGAGGUAUAUGAAGAUGAGCUGGACCUUCAACGCUCAGGCUCCUACCUUAACAGUAGCAUCGCCUCAGCCUGGAGUGAGCGCAGUCUGGACCCAGGGGACAUCCGGGAUGAGUUGAAGAAGCUCUAUGCCCAGCUAGAGGUCCGCAAGACCAAGGAAAUGGCUGCUAACAAUCCUCACCUGCCUAAGAAGCGUGGCAGCUCACGUCAAGGGCUGGGCCGCUCCUUCAUGAGGUACCUGGCUGAGUUCCCCGAGGCCCUGGCCCGGCAGCACUCUCGGGACUCGGGCUCCCCGGGCCUCAGCAGCCUGCCCGGCUCCUCUCGCCGCCGGCUCCUCAGCUCCAGCCUCCAUGAAGCUGAAGGCGCCCCGGCCCCGCACAAAUCCCACAGUACCUAUGACCAGGGCGAGCAAGACCCACCUCUCCUCAACUCCCUACUGAGAAGGAACCUGUCCAAGAAAGCCUCUCCUAUGGAAAGCCAGGAGUCUGUGGACGGGCCCCCUGCUUUGGGCUUCAGGUCAGCCAGUGCCCACAAUCUAACGGUGGGAGAGCGGCUCCCCAGAACCCGGCCUAUGUCUCUGCAGAAGUCACUCAGUGUGGUGACUGGCUCCAGGGAAAAGGCCCUGCUGGUGGCCAGCCAGGCCUACCUGGAGGAGACUUAUCGGCAGGCGAAGGAGAGAGAGGAGCGGAAGAAGGCUGAAUUGGCUAUUGCAACCCCAGUGCGGAGGCCAUCGGCUAGGAGGCUGGAGCGGGCUCGUGGGCCCCCCCUGUCAGCUCCACCUUCUCCUGCCAAGAGCAGCAGCAUGGACAGCUCAUAUGUCUCCGGGAGGCUUCACGAGGAAGCUGGGAGAAAGCUACCUCACCCACCCAUCAGGCACCAGGUCUCCACACCCAUCUUGGCUCUGUCUGGAGCCUGUCUUGGAGAGCCAAGGAUGCUUUCUCCCACCUCUACCCUGGCUCCAGCUCUGAUGCCAGCCCUGGCCCCAGCCCCUACCCCCGGCCCUGUCCUUGCUCCUGUCCCAGUGGUCCCACAAAGCCCCAGCUUGCUCACCUACAUCUGCCCCUGGGAGAAUGCAGAACUUCCAGUCAAGAAAGAAAACGUGGUCCAGGAAGCUCCCUCAGGGUCAGAGCGAGGUGGCCACGCUUCUGUCCCAGCUCGAGCCAGGCUCUGGAGGACCCUCUCUGUUGCAGUAGAGAAAAAGGGUGCUGGGGAGAAUGAGAUUGACACAGAGGAUGGGCGUCUCCAGGGGGAAGCUGAUGUGGAUGAGGACAGGCCCAAGAUCUCUAAAUCCCAUAGCCUCAAGACCCCUGUGCAGCAGGGUUCCAUGCGCAGCCUGGGCCUGGCUAUCAAAGCUCUGACCCGUUCUCGGAGCACAUAUCGAGAGAAAGAAGGUGGAGAUGACAGUCCUGAGAAGGACAGAGCUACAGGAUCGGGCAUGGGGGUUUCUCUUCGAUCUCCCAGGUUAGGCCGGCCCAAGGCAGUGAGUAAGCAAGCUGCUCUCAGCCCGUGUGAUGAUGAGGAAUCCCUCCAGAACCAACAGAAUGCUCACACCAGCAGAAUGCUGCAAGUCUGUCACCAGGCAGGCAGCAGAGAACAAGAGGACAGAGCCAGGACAUCCCAGGGCCUAGGGGAGCAGAAGGUUGAGAGAGCAAGUAAAACAGGACUUGCCACACUGAAGCAAAUUUUGUGGGACAAAAAUGCUGAACAAGCAAAGGAAGCCAUUGUGGGGUGCCGAGAGCUACCCAAUGUUGGCCUCCAGUCCCAGGGCAGUGCUGAUAGCAAGGUGACAGAGGUAUGCCCCUGGGAAGUCUCUGAGUCAGAAACAUGCCAGCCAGAUAGUAGUAACAAGACCAAAAUCUGCCCCUGGGAGGAGAAUGAAGGAGCCCCUGAGAGGAAGGUAUGGAGACAAGAUCUAGGUGACUCCCAAGACAAGAAGGGGAAGGCUCUAGAAAAAUCAGAGCCCAGAGGUGUGGUUGUCAUUGCUCGGAAAAAGCCAGAGCGGCUGGUCAGGGGCCAGGAAGCAGUGUGUCCCUGGGAGGGUGCUGACCCUGGAGGUGCCUCCUGUCCGUCUGCUCCUCAGGACUCUGACAGGAUGCAGGGAAGCUCUGGGGAAGCAGACAGUGUAGAGACAAGAGCAGAGAAGCAUCAGGGAGAAGCCCCAGGUCCAGGGGUUUGCUCCCCUAACAUUGCCAAAGCAGAGCUGUGCCCCUGGGAGGUGAGCGAUGGGCAGGUAGGGACAGUAGCCCAGGGAGUAAAGGAGUUCCCCCAGGAAAGGCAGAAAGCCCCCAAGAAAGCAACCUUGUGGAGUGAGCAGAAACUGGUUGGGAACCUGGAGUCGAUUUGUCCAUGGGAGAGUACAGAUUUCCGGGGACCCACGGCAGUCUCACUUCCGGCCUCUGGAAGCCCAGGGCACUCAGGAAGUUGGGGCAGUGGCAUUGUGGAGGUGUGUCCGUGGGAAGCAGGAAAUGUGCCUGCUAACAGGAAAGCAGAGGUUUGUCCCUGGGAUACAGGUGAUGAGCGAAGAGAGGAGGGGGUGGGUGGAGAAUCUCUUCUUCAUAAAGAGAAAGAAGCUUCCAGGAAGGGGAUCUUAGGAGAUGUGGAGGAGAAAGUGGUGGAAGCAGUACCAACAGGAAAUCAAUGGCAGGAGUCAGCCACCUCUGUGCAAUCCAGCUCAAGUCCAGACAACUCCUCAUCCAAGGCUGGUAGCCAAGUCCUAGGCAAUGAGGGCAGCAGAGCAGUGCAGGUGUGUCCAUGGGAUGUACUCAAGCCAGAGGAAAAGGAAGCAACACCUGCCACAGCAGAAAUCUGUCCCUGGGAGUUAGAUGAUGGAACAGAGAACUGGACAUUGACACAGACACCAAAAGGAGGAAUAUCUCAAAAGGACAAGGAGAAAAUGCCUGGAAAAACAGGAAUUGAAGACGUAACCACAUGGAAAAAGUCUGAGGAGCAGAGCCAAAAGCAGGAAACAGUUUGCCCCUGGGAGAAUGUGGCUUCCCACAGCUUCCCUGUAGAAGACACAGAGAGGCCAGGCAGCAUGGGCAGCAAAGCCGCUGAGAUCUGUCCAUGGGAUGUGGAAGAGGCCCUGACAGCGGAGAAGGUGAAGAUCUGUCCCUGGGAGGUGGAUGCUGGAGCAGCAGAGAAGAUGCUGGGAGAUGAGGCCGUUAGGAAAUCUCCAAAUGAUACCCAAGAUACUUCUACAGAUUCUGGACCCAGGCAGACAGCUGUUCCUACUCCAGAGAAGCAAGAAAAGCCAAUCCUGGAGCAGGAAGUGGCCUGUCCCAGGGAGAACUUGAGUCCAAGUGGCUUUUCUCAACAUCCAGACACUCCUAACAUGGACAGACCAAAACCAGAACUGCAGGAACUGGCACAUGCGGGCUGCAAACCAGCUGAGGUAUGUCCCUGGGAAGUAGAGGAAGCUCCCACCAGGGAAAAAGUCAAGAUCUGCCCCUGGGAGAUAAAUGAAGGAGCUACAAUGAAAGAACUAGAGCAAACGAUGAAUGAAUUGGCAGGGGAGAGGGAGAAAACACUAGAAAAGAAGGGACUCAUGUGCCAGGAAGGAGGUAUAUCAAAACAGGAGGCAAACCUCCAAGUGCAGGAAGCUAUUUGUCCUUGGGAGGACACAGAUUUGAAGGAACCAUCUGCUCAGACCCCCAAGGGCUCAGUCUUGCCUAGUAGCACUAAAAGCCAACUGGUAGAAGGACAUUCUUCAGAAGUGAGUGAUGGAGCAAUGGAGAAGAGGGACUUAAGACAAGAUCCAAAGACGGGCCCAGCUCUGCCAGCAGAAGCUGUUACUCAAGAUGAGAAAAAAACAAGCAACAAGGAGCUUCCAUCUGUCUGUCCAUGGGAGAGCACAGUAACAGCAGGAUCCUCCUCCCAGCCAGCCAGUCAGUACCCUGACCAGCCUACAGUCAGCUCCCAGAGCCUGGUCACUACUGGGAGCAGGGUUGCUGAGGUGUGUCCAUGGAAUGUUCCUGUCCUGGAUGCAUGUAAACCUGACAGCAGCACCAAGGCUGAGAUCUGUCCCUGGGUGGUAACUGAGCAAAUACCUGAGAAAAGAGCCUUGAAACAAGAUAGAAAGGAGGAAGCUCAAGAGAAGGAAAGAGCCCUUGAAAAGCCUGAGCUCAAAGGUGUGGCAGUUCAGAAAAUGACAGAGAUGGCCAACCUCAGGAAGCAGGAGGCUGUGUGUUCUAGGGAGAGUCAAGACCAGGGGAGUCUGUCUCCACAACCUACUUCUAGCAGAAGCAAAGGCAGUUCUGAAACAGCAGGCUGUGUGUGUGCUAGCAUGGCCGAAGUGUGUCCAUGGGAAGCAGAAGAGGAUCCCUCCACCAAGAAAGCAGACAUCUGCCCUUGGGAGGUAAAUACAGGAGGGGCAGGAGAUGGAGGAAUGGCACAGGGGCAGGACAGAGAAUCACAAGGGCAAGGAGAGGCUGGAUCCAGAGGGGCUGAACACUUCCCCAAAGCAGCAGCAAACCUCAGCAGUGAGUCAGUGACAGUAUGCACCUGGAAAAGCACAGGAUCAGGUGUUCAGCAAGAGGCUCUAGACACCGACAAUGACACCAAAGUCAGCCCUGAUGGAGCAAGCAGCAUGAGGAGAAUAGCAGAGCUGUGUCAAUGGGAAGUCACAGACCCAGAAGGAAAUAAAAUAAAGGGUACCAUGGCAGACAUCUGUCCUUGGGAGGUAACUAGAGCCCCAUCUGAGGAACCUGCCUUCUUGGCUUUAACAGCAACAGUGACAGAAAAUGUCUGUCCAUCCCCUGAACAAUCACUAUGCCUUUUAGUUCACAGACCUCUAGCUAGCUUCCUUCCAGAUUUCAAGAGUUCCCACCUUGAGGUAAGCAAGCUAGGUAGUACUAUUACUGCGGAAGGUGUCACUGAACUACAAGGACCUUCUGGGCUUGGGCCAAGGAUCAACUUAGCCCCAAACUCAAGUCUCCAAGAAGCGGAGGGUCAGAAGUCUUCCCACUUAACUGAAGUUCAAGGACAAGAAGCUUCUCAGGCUCAAGAUGAAGAAUUUGGUCCUCCAUCCACCUACCCUUGGGACUGGGAGCAAUAG
Messenger RNA from Perognathus longimembris pacificus (Pacific pocket mouse), 6978 nucleotides. It is a transcript of the gene Gpr179, whose product is annotated as G protein-coupled receptor 179. Bases 1 to 6978 code for a protein of 2325 amino acids. The record is from RefSeq and is a predicted model, not a curated record. NCBI's taxonomy places the organism in Eukaryota, Metazoa, Chordata, Mammalia, Rodentia, Heteromyidae. The transcript has 12 exons. Gene Ontology annotation, molecular function: G protein-coupled receptor activity. Gene Ontology annotation, cellular component: membrane. Gene Ontology annotation, biological process: G protein-coupled receptor signaling pathway.